UCGCGAUAUUCACAUUAGGACAAACAUCUCUUGCUAUUGACGCGUUUAACUGUUCCGAUGUAGAGGUCGAUGGUAUAAAAUUUGACCUUUCAAAUCUCAAUUUAUUAGAAAUAUCUGUUAUUAAAUUGUUUCCUAUUCAAUAUAGGUUACAGAACAUUACAAAAGAGGAACAAACGCCUCCGACUAUUACGAUCACUAGUUCUUUAAUAAAUCUUUGUGAACCUUUACCCAUUGAUAAAAAAAAUGAAACUUGUCCAGAUGGUACAUAUGUUUGUCAAAUCAUAACUAACAAAUUAUCCAAAGAAGACAAAUCUCCACGAGUCAUAACGAUUCGACCAAUUGCCGGAGAUUUAAAUGAUGAAGGAAUAUUUAAACCUGUAAUAGCUUUAGAACCUGCUUCGAAUAAAGAUGAUACAUCUGGUCCUCUCUUAAUUACAUUGAAUGGAGGUUCUUAUGCUGAACAAAAACAACAAGCAAAUUUUACAUUUAUUUGUAAUACUGAAAAAGACAAUAUUACAACAGUAGAAUAUAAUAACGAGGAGAAUACAUUAAUUAUAAGAUGGGAAACUCCUGCUGCUUGCGGACAAAAAAUUCUUGAAGAUAAAGGAAUGAGCUGGUUUACUAAGUUUAUAAUCUUCUUAAUCAUUAUUGCCUUGUGCUAUUUUGGUUUUGGAGCUGCUUAUAAUUACCAUGUUUAUAAGGCACAUGGUUGGGAUUUAUUACCGCAUUUGGACUUUUGGAGAGAUUUUCCUUAUUUAAUAUCGGUAAGUUAG
Messenger RNA from Funneliformis caledonium, 773 nucleotides. NCBI's taxonomy places the organism in Eukaryota, Fungi, Glomeromycota, Glomeromycetes, Glomerales, Glomeraceae. The record is from the annotation of a GenBank genome assembly.